This is a messenger RNA of Misgurnus anguillicaudatus (oriental weatherfish), 4121 nucleotides long. Lineage: Eukaryota; Metazoa; Chordata; Actinopteri; Cypriniformes; Cobitidae. The record is from RefSeq and is a predicted model, not a curated record.
GUCAACUUUAAGUGCAUUGCCAGAUCGUCUCAUUCACCCGCACCAACACUACGAAUUUAUACCGACAGCUCCCGAACUUUUUUGACAUGUUUAAAAAUUAUCGAGAGGUCGUGAGGUGCUCGUAACCUGCUCAGUUCAAAACUACAAACUACAAAAACUUGCUUUACCGGCAGACCUACAUCCAAUCAGAGCCAGCUUUGCUGCAGUAGGCUAAAUUAUUUACGACAGCUGUAAUGGACAAUUCCGCUUCCAACUUGUAGGGGGAGCAAAGAGCAAAAACUCGUUAGUGUUGCUUUAAUCUGUUAGUAUAGUCUAUCGCACAACAGCUGUUUUCCCCGUGUUUCCGCUGAUUUCUCACUGUACUCAAAUUCUGCGCUCUGUCUUUUGCCACUCAGUGAGUGUAACCGCAGGCCCUAUCGCCGAAGGUGACGUCACCUGCAUACCCUCUAAACGUGUUCGACUUCGUGCAGCGCUGAACGACAUAUGACAACAAAGCACCAUGAAAGGUACUCGUCUUCAAUAGUUCUCGCGGUACUCUGAUGUCAUAUGCUGUUUGUUCUGCGCAGCGACUCUUGAAGUCAAACACGCCCAUCGCACAAGUGAGUUGCGUGGCCGUAUGCGAUGACGCAAGGUUUUCAUUGUACGCAUGCGCAGACAUGCGGAAGCAGUGGACGGAUUGUAUAUUCGAGUGAGCACAUAUGGACAGAUUGUGUUCUUCAUAAUGGCUACCUCGUCGUCGUCUUGCCAUCGUUGCAGUCCUUGCUGCCGGCUAUGCUCCAGAUCUUCAUUGUACACUUUGGCUCUCGGCCUGGGUUUCAUCACCUUGGGAACUAGUCGCAUCAUAUUACUAAAAUUUUCAGCCAAUGAAGAGAACAAAUAUGACUUUAAACCUGCAUCUGUGAAUUUAAUGGCAGAGGCCAUUAAACUAGUAUUUUGUUUAGUAAUGUCAGCACGGGUGGUCAUUCGAGAGGGCCGCUCUUAUAAAGAUUUGGGAUCUUUUCUCAGUUACCUGAAAUGGUCUGUUCCGGCAUUCCUGUACUUCCUUGACAACCUCAUAAUCUUUUAUGUGAUGACCUACUUGCAACCUGCCGUGGCAGUAUUAUUUUCCAAUAUUAUCAUUUUAACUACAGCCAUUCUUUUCCGAGUCAUUUUAAAGAGGCACUUGUCUUGGGUGCAGUGGGCAUCUUUGGUCAUUCUGUUCCUGUCCAUUGUUUCCUUGACCACUGGGAAUGGUGACCAGCACGCCAUUGCCGUACACGGCAUCCACCCGGCCCACAUUUCCAACCCCUCCAACAGCUGUCUGACAUUCGCCCACCCUAAUCAUCCUAACCAUAAUUCAUCAGAAUGGAUGGUAAGCUUGCCACGUAAGCUGUGGGACAGCCAGCUUAUCCAGAAGCUCAACAGCUUUGGUCUGGGUUAUAUCCUACUGCUGAUGCAGUGCUUCAUCUCUGCACUGGCCAACAUCUACAAUGAGAAGAUCCUCAAGGAGGGCGAGCAGAUGAUGGAAAGCAUCUUCAUCCAGAACAGCAAGCUGUAUGUGUUCGGUGUGAUCUUCAACAGCCUCACGCUCAUCCUUCAUUCUGAGUACCGUGACCUAUCGAUACACUGUGGCCUCUUUUACGGUCACAACAUCUUUUCCAUCGCAUUGGUCUUCGUCACAGCCGCCCUUGGCCUGUCUGUGGCUUUCAUCCUGAAGUUUCGCGAUAACAUGUUUCACGUGCUGACGGGUCAGAUCACAACGGUGAUCAUCACGGCGCUCUCUCUCUUCCUCUUUGACUUUAAGCCGUCAAAGGAUUUUUUCCUCCAGGCGCCUGUUGUUUUGCUAGCAAUCUUUAUCUAUCACAGCAGCAAACUGAAGGAUCCAGAGUACAUUUUGCAACAGGAGCGAUUCAGAGUCAUCAAUGGCGACGUCUUUGAGAGGUCGAGAGGGGAUGGAGAGGAGUUGGAGAGACUAACCAAGGACAACACAGAGAGUGAAUCGGAAGAAGAGUCUUUAUAAGUCUGUACAUAUAUGAAUUAAAAACAUAGUGUACAUAUUCUUAAAUCAGCCUAUAUAUGUAUUUAUAUAUAUGUAUUGUGUUAUGUAUUAUAUUAAGUGAUUGGUUUGGUUACAAAAAUGUUUGGGGAACAAGGAUGUAUAAGCCUUUUUGGUAUUGCUUUCACUACAUUAUAUUUGGACUGUGCUUUGUUUAAAUAAGGACAUGAAGUGACAAUGAAAGCAGGUAUUAAGGUGAAGAGUUUGGUUCCAAAAAGCCAUUUUAAAAGUAAAUUCUUAAUUGUACGGAAAAUCCAAUAUCCGCUGUGUUAUUCUGUCAUCUUUUCUCCGUUUUUUUCCAAAACGCAGUAAACGCCGCUACCCCGUUUCUGCAGAAUGCAGUAAAUCCGCUCAUCAAAUCACAGCGCACCAUUCCACGCAUUGUAAAAAACAAUGGCAGUGUUUUUCUCACAAAGUCCUAGUUUUCCUCAUCUUGUACUUCGUGAUUAACGAACAAAAUAAUACUUUGAUGGCAUUGAUAAACCUGUGGUGUUUUUUUGUGACGGGAAACAAACGUAAGCCAUCAACAUCUAAACGCCAGAGGCACUCGGAAAAAUGCCGGUUGCUUGUUUCUCUCAUGCUAACACAUUGAUCCCACGGGAUCUUGUGAAAAAUGUUCCAUUAUUUUACGCAAAGCCAAUAAAAAUUGAAGGAGGACCAAUACAUUUUACAGCUGAUCGCGGUCAAAAAAGUUAAUAACCGCAACAAUGACAGUGUUCUUAAUAUGACCAAGUAAGUGUUUGUAUACCAGUGUAUACCACUAGUCAACUAAUUGAAUAUAACAUGGCAAAGAUGAAUGCACAUUUAUAUAUCGAUUCAAUAGAUUUAUAGCAUUUUGGAAAAAAAACUUGGAUCAUGGAUUUAUUGCAUUUUGUGGAAAAAUAAUCAGUUUUUAUAAUAAAUCUUUGAAAAUCAAAUUAUGGGUUUGAAUUUUUCAUGUUUUUAUAACCUAAAGAUGCUAUGUGAAAGUUUGUAACAGAAAUAGUGGUUUUCAUCUUGUCACUUUCCUGGUAUAGAAAACACGUUUUUACCGAAAUUAGUCAAAAUGGAUUUAUUGCGUUUUGGAACCAAACUCUUCAUCUGCUUUUAUUUGUAUUUGUAUUAUUAAUGUAUUAAGGUAAUAUACUUACAUUUUAAUGUAAGUAUACUUCUCUAAUGGGAAAAUUUGCAAUCAUCUAUGUUGUGUCAUAGUCAGUGUAUAUGUUAUAUUUUUUGGUUCUUGACAUAGGACCUUAAAAAUCUGGGUAACACUUUACUUGAAGGGGUGUUCAUAAGACUGACAUGACACGUGUCAUGAACAUGAAGGAGAUUUUAUGCACGUUUAUGACAACUAUCAUUAAGUGUCGUUCGUUUAAUUAUGUCAUUUUUAAUGCAAAGAUGACAUUGUUUGAGAUGUCUUUGUUAUGACAACUUGACAUUAAUUAAUACUUUACAGCUUGACAUUACCAAGACAACAUAACUGACCACUAUUUACCAGUGAUACAAAUUGGAUUUGUCAUUAAAAUGUUAUUAAGUGUUAAUACUCUGUCAUAUAGUUUUAUAACAGCCUCAUGAAUAUUUUUUGUGACCUCAACUACAGUGGUACAGAUAUAAUUUGUCAUUAAAAUCCCAUUCAGUUUUAAUACUAUUUUUAUAACAGCGUAAUUAAUAUUCUUCUGUUCGUAAUGUUUCCGCCAUGUGUUUUUAAGAAAUAAAAUCAAUUAUUCAAUAAUAAUAAUUAAAAUUGAUACAAUUAUAUUUUAUUGCAUUUGGAGACCGAUUCACCUAAAAUUAAAUGAAAACAGUACAAUAAUGGGUUAAGUCAUGCAGCGUUGGGUCCACAUCGCUGGAAAAACAGUUAGUUACAUUAAAUUAAUUAAAUGUUUGUUGGUUUUUCGUCUAAGUCAGAAAAUUUCAGAAUCCUUUGUGUAAGGAAGAACAAGUUCUGUUAGUUGUCAGUUUUUUUAUGUAUUGUGCACAUACAUAAAGUUAAGAAUUAUCUUUUGCCGUGGCAUUUUGUUAAGGUUUUUAUAAUUAUUUGUAAUAGAUUUAACACUUAGUGACAUUUAAAUGACAUUUUAAUGUAAUGUUAACCCAUAAAGUUAAG